Messenger RNA from Tribolium castaneum (red flour beetle), 4295 nucleotides. RefSeq names its product encore (gene enc). The record is from RefSeq and is a predicted model, not a curated record. Lineage: Eukaryota; Metazoa; Arthropoda; Insecta; Coleoptera; Tenebrionidae. Gene Ontology annotation, molecular function: nucleic acid binding. The transcript has 13 exons. The coding region runs from base 185 to 3235 and encodes 1016 amino acids.
GCCAACUUCGAAACUCCCUAAAUUUUGGGUUUGGAAACCAAACGAUAGGUUCCAAAAAGUUGUGUUAUUGAGGCAUUGUGUUACGAAAGUAAAAUUCCGGGUGCUUCUGAAUAACGCUUCAGGACGCGAAAAAUGGAGUUUGGAGCGUGUCGUUGCCAUAAUUUCGGGGGUUUCAGUUAACACAAUGCAGCAGAGAGGAUUAUACGCGACCAUGAAUAUCGAAAACGAGGAUAAAUCGUCACAAGUGAGCCGAGGGCGGCACAAUUCGAAAUUAAAAGUCUUGGUCCGAAGUCACGCCAUCCGGGAGGAAGCUUCCCCUCCUCGCGAAUCCUCUCCCUCCCUCCUGAUCUCCCCCAGCAUCAAAGUCAUUCCCUCGACGGAAACCUCUCCUGCCAGCUCUUCGCCUUCGGGGAAUCCCGUCGUUGUGUUGAGUCCGUCGUUGACGUCAUCGCCGUGUCUCUCCCCCGUCUGUGUUUCCCCGACUUCGACGCUCGUGCCGUCGCCGACGAAUGCGGACGCGAGCGACGACAACAACAGCCCGAAAUACCUCAAUCGACUCAACAACAAACAGAAGGAAAAUGCUAGUCAGAACAAUAGGAAGAAGUACAUUUGUGAUUGUCCGAACCAGAACUGCAAGUGCGCCAAGAACCAGGAGCGCAAUUUUAACAACAAUCUCACGAAUAUUAACAACAAUGUGGUCAGUUCCAACACUUUGACUGUUAGUAGGGUGAAUUCGAGGAACAAGCUGCGGCAGCAGAGCUCGUCCCAGGGGAGCUUCGAGGGCAGCUCGUCCAAUUCGCCGUGUUUGUCCAGAGACAGCAGUUCGGAGCAAUACACGGACACUUCCGGUGCCGAUCUCGAGGUGUUCAUACCUGAAACCCUCAACAGAAACGCCAAGGACCGGGCGUUCAUGCUGAGGAUCGAACAAGAGCUAGUCAGUCUUGCCAAAGAUAAAGUUAAAACCCAUUACAAAUUCCCGCCGAUGUCGAGCUACCAACGCAUGCUGGUCCAUCGUUGCGCCGCUUACUUCGGCAUGGACCACAACAUCGAAUCGUCCGGCAAGUGCGUGGUGGUCAACAAAACGAAAAACACCCGAAUACCGGACGUCGAAUUCAAGGAGCACAUCAAAGAGGACGUCGUCUUCAGCGAGGAGCCCAGACGUUCGAUCCUCAAGCGUGACUCCAACAGCAUUGAGGACUACAGUUUCAAGUCGCCGGAUCGCCAAUACUCCAUGGAGAACAGGCGGAGUAAAAGUUUCGAGGAACGAGAAGAGGAGUACGCGAAAGUACGCCGACGAAUUUUCAACAAAGAACGGUUGUUUUUUCAGGAGUUGUGUCUCUUGCGCCAAAUGCAAGACGGCGGCAGCAGUGAGGACUUCGAGUGGGCUGAAAUACCGUGGUCGAGCACCGAUAGUGAAAAUUCGUCCAGGUUUCGGCUUCAAUUGCCUGAACAUGGACGAAGAGCUGGAAAAUUAACUAAAGUUCUCUCUGAGGAGGUUGGCGAGACUUCGAGGCCUUAUGUCGCCAAAAGUUACAGUUUUGGGGGCUAUGCUGGGGUCUUGAACAGGGGGGACAGUGUCGUGUCUACGCACAGUGCCGGGCCCAGACUCCUAACCAAACAAGACUCGGGUGCCAGUUCGGUGUCAUGGCGCCUCAGCCCGUCAAGUUCUGGCUACAAAUCUCAGUCUCAAAUGUCCGAGUCUAUAACCCCCUCCCCCACCUCCACCCCCAACCAGAUCGUGGAAUCGAGUCGUCAAGACGACGAAAAAGACUCGAGCGAUUCCCGAAUCGUGUGGGCGGUGACUGAUAUACAGAGAGUCCCAAAAGGCAGUAUUAUUAUAAACCCACAAACCGGGGAACCAAUCAAAAACGAGGACGGGUCACUGUACCACUACGACCCGAAUAACCCGCCCCCUGGGUUUGUCACCGCCUCCAAACCGCCCCCUUCACCGAAAAAAACCUCACCACAAAGUGUAUCACCGAAAAAACGAAUUUCGAAACUCUCGCCUAGUCAUAAAUCCCACGUGACUAACAGUUCGACAAGUCCCAGUUUGCCUUACUCCCCUCCACCAAAUCGGACCUUCCCCUUUAUGGGUGAUAACAACAUGGGUGGGUACCCAGUUUAUGGGCCCGGAUAUCCACCGUCGGGCCACGAAACUGUCCCAUACUACCAACAACCAUGCAUCGUAUACACCGCCCCUUACAACGUACCCAUCUCGCCCCAUUUCGAAGGACGAAUGGAACCUCCACCAAUGAACGAAAUGGGCGGUACUUACUACGUCCCGGAUAACAACAUAACAUAUCAACCGCAACCCUCCUACUACCAACAACCAAUCACGUUUUACCCGAACGCUCCGCCCCCGAACCCGCCCCCGCCGCGAUUCCCAGUCCACCACUACCAGCCCCCGCCCCCGCCGCCCAACCCUGACCUGGUUCCAGUCUACCCCCACCUUGUCUAUCCCAAUCAGGGGUACCAACCCCCCAACCAACCAAAUGUUGUUUACGCACAAAACCCCGUCUACUACCCCCCCUACCCCCAAAACACCUCCACCCCCAACAGUUGCGCCUCCUCCGUCUCCCACACGCAAUUCUCGAGCCACCUCCAGGAAAACAACCACCAGAACGCUGUGAUGCAACAACUCACGCAAAAUAUGUCACAAAUGAGUUUUGUACAAAGCCAGAAUCAUUCGAAUUAUAAUAACAUGUUGAAUAAGAUGACGCCGCCCCAAUUUGACGUCAGACAAAAAAGCAAUAAAUUCGGGGCAACCCCGAAAGGUUUUGUCUUGGGGUCUAGUCAGAGUAGCACUGGGACGAAUUCACCGGCGGCGACUGUGGUGGCCGGGUACUGCCCCCAAAAUCCGGGGAUGUACAGAACGCCCCCGGAAACGCCCCCUAAUCAGUACAACUACGGGCCGGGGUUUCCCAUACCGCCGAUGCUUUUCCGACAAAUGAGCAAUGUUAGGGCUAACACUCCCGGUACGACCCGAAGUAGUCGGUCUCCAACACCGGCCGGUGACGUGGCGCAUUUUGAUAGGCCGAGAAUUGCGCCACCUGGUGUCUACCAUGGCAUGCCUUACGUCCUUCCAUCUGAUAGUCGGGGGAUUCCCGGGAGUAAUCAGUACCGGCAGCCGCCUCCGCCGGUAAAACAGCACCCGUUCAGCCAGACGUCUGACAAGUCACACAAAAAUCGAAAGUCAAAGGGAAACAAACUGUCAAGUUUGCCCAACGCAAAAUAAUUCUAAAUUAAUUGUUACGAAACAAACACACGUGGGUUUUACAUCGAUUUCGUGCUGCCCUGCAAUUGUUGUAAAAAUCGAGGUAAGAAGUUCCUUUUAAUUUGUAGACAUCACUUAUUUAUUUAGCGAUUCGAUGCCAUAAUGAGAUUACGAAAGGAUUUGUUUGCCGUAACGUAAAUAUGAAUAAAAAUUGCUCAAUUCGUUUCGUUGUUUCGCACAAUGUUGUUUUUGUUGUUACGUUUGAGAAGUCUUACCUAGAGACGUCGUGCGUUGACUGGGCCUCUUGAUACGAAAAGACAAUCUAUUUUGUUGUUUGUAUGUGAAACUUUGUAAAUACUGAAGGGUCCAUUUUAGGUGUACACAUUUUUGUAUUUUGGAAAACUUGCCUGAAAUGUGUUCAACUAAAACCAACAACACAAGGAAACAAUAACUGACACUUUUUUUCCCUUUAAAUGUGGCGACAACUGUUGUUUGUAAAUUGUAUUGAAUUUAUUAAGAAAUUUUAUAAAAACUGUUGAAUGUUUUCCUAUUUUGGGUCAACAAUUUUAAGCAUGGACAGUUGAGUGAUUUUUUGUGAUUCGUUUUUGACUAAGUUUGUUGAGCCGUUGUUUAUAUUUUACGCAGAAUUGUUGAUCUAAAAUGAUUUCGUAACGGAUUUUUUACCGUUCAAGGAAUUCCAUCCAUUUCUAGUACUUUUUCCAAGGUAAUUUUACACACUCCAUCAUUCAAAUUGUCAUUUUUCGAGUCAAUUACGAUACAUACAAGACAAAACUUUACCGAUUUAUCUGAUGUGUACUUAAUUUUUAUGUAAAAGCAGUUUCUUUGGAAAACUGAUGACUAUGUCGUGCUUCGGACAUCAGAUUUCCAACGGUAAAAUGGAGAAACAAACAUGUACAUCGUUUUAAAAUUGAUAUUUUCAAAGUAGUAUUAAUCGUUGUAGAAGUUAGGCGUUAAGUUGUAUUUCCAACAUAGGUUUUUUAUGUUUGUAAUGAUUUUAUUUAUUAUUUGUGUUCUAAUGUGCCUCGGACACUUGUAAAUUAAAGUUAUUUCAUAAAACAAA